Messenger RNA from Mandrillus leucophaeus (drill), 2002 nucleotides. RefSeq names its product A kinase (PRKA) anchor protein 10 (gene AKAP10). The transcript is spliced from 14 exons. Gene Ontology annotation, cellular component: plasma membrane. The annotation marks the transcript as partial. Gene Ontology annotation, biological process: intracellular protein localization. Gene Ontology annotation, molecular function: protein kinase A binding. The record is from RefSeq and is a predicted model, not a curated record. NCBI's taxonomy places the organism in Eukaryota, Metazoa, Chordata, Mammalia, Primates, Cercopithecidae.
AUCAGGGUUCUGCAUCGCCUCGAACCCGCAGGCCGUGGUGGGCUGCUCUCCUGGUUGGAAGCAGGGGCUGGGGUGCAGGGUGAAGCUGCUCAUGUCGGCCAGCGCCUUGAAAGGCAAAGAACAAGAGAAGACCUCAGAUGUCAAGUCCAUUAAAGCUUCAAUAUCCGUACAUUCCCCACAAAAAAGCACUAAAAAUCAUGCCUUGCUGGAGGCUGCAGGACCAAGUCAUGUUGCAAUCAAUGCCAUUUCUGCCAACAUGGACUCCUUUUCAAGUAGCAGGACAGCCACACUUAAGAAGCAGCCAAGCCACAUGGAGGCCGCUCAUUUUGGUGACCUGGGCAGAUCUUGUCUGAACUACCAGACUCAAGAGACCAAAUCAAGCCUUUCUAAGACCCUUGAACAAGUCUUGCAUGACACUGUUGUCCUCCCUUACUUCAUUCAAUUCAUGGAACUUCGGCGAAUGGAGCAUUUGGUGAAAUUUUGGUUAGAGGCUGAAAGUUUUCACUCAACAACUUGGUCGCGAAUAAGAGCACACAGUCUAAACACAGUGAAGCAGAGCUCACUGGCUGAGCCUGUCUCUCCAUCUAAAAAGCACGAAACUACAGCAGCUUUUUUAACUGAUUCUCUUGACAAGAGAUUGGAGGAUUCCGGCUCAGCACAGUUGUUUAUGACUCAUUCAGAAGGAAUUGACCUGAAUAAUAGAACUAACAGCACUCAGAAUCACUUGCUGCUUUCCCAGGAAUAUGACAGUGCCCAUUCUCUCCAUCUUGAAAGGGCCAGAGCAGGAACUCAUCAAGUUUCCAUGGAAACCCAAGAAUCUUCCUCGACACUUACAGUAACCAGUAGAAAUAGUCCUGCUUCUCCGCUAAAAGAAUUGUCAGGAAAACUAAUGAAAAGUAUAGAACAAGAUGCAGUGAAUACUUUUACCAAAUAUAUAUCUCCAGAUGCUGCUAAACCAAUACCAAUUACAGAAGCAAUGAGAAAUGACAUCAUAGCAAAGAUUUGUGGAGAAGAUGGACAGGUGGAUCCCAACUGUUUCGUUUUGGCACAGUCCAUAGUCUUUAGUGCAAUGGAGCAAGAGCACUUUAGUGAGUUUCUGCGAAGUCACCAUUUCUGUAAAUACCAGAUUGAAGUGCUGACCAGUGGAACUGUUUACCUGGCUGACAUUCUCUUCUGUGAGUCAGCCCUCUUUUAUUUCUCUGAGUACAUGGAAAAAGAGGAUGCAGUGAAUAUCUUACAAUUCUGGUUGGCAGCAGAUAACUUCCAGUCUCAGCUUGCUGCCAAAAAGGGCCAAUACGAUGGACAGGAGGCACAGAAUGAUGCCAUGAUUUUAUAUGACAAAUACUUCUCCCUCCAAGCCACACAUCCUCUUGGAUUUGAUGAUGUCGUACGAUUAGAAAUUGAAUCCAAUAUCUGCAGGGAAGGUGGGCCACUCCCCAACUGUUUCACAACUCCAUUACGUCAGGCCUGGACAACCAUGGAGAAGGUCUUUUUGCCUGGCUUUUUGUCCAGCAAUCUUUAUUAUAAAUAUUUGAAUGAUCUCAUCCAUUCGGUUCGAGGAGAUGAAUUUCUGGGUGGGAACGUUUCGAUGACUGCUCCUGGCUCUGUUGGCCCUCCUGAUGAGUCUCACCCAGGGAGUUCUGACAGCUCUGCGUCUCAGUCCAGUGUGAAAAAAGCCAGUAUUAAAAUACUGAAAAAUUUUGAUGAAGCGAUAAUUGUGGAUGCGGCAAGUCUGGAUCCGGAAUCUUUGUAUCAACGGACAUAUGCCGGGAAGAUGACAUUUGGAAGAGUCAGUGACUUGGGGCAAUUCAUCCGAGAAUCUGAGCCUGAACCUGAUGUAAAGAAAUCAAAAGGAUCCAUGUUCUCACAAGCUAUGAAGAAAUGGGUGCAAGGAAAUACUGAUGAGGCCCAGGAAGAGCUAGCUUGGAAGAUUGCUAAAAUGAUAGUCAGUGACGUUAUGCAGCAGGCACAGUAUGAUCAGCCAUUAGAGAAAUCUACAAAG